AUGAAAGACUGGCCAGUGUCGCCGCCUUUUCCCUGCGUUCUUCUCUUCCUGACGUUCUUGUUCGCUUCGUCUGUCGCGGAGCCGGUGGCCAUGCGCGCCGAUCUUACACACGUGGACAGCGGCCGCGGCUUCACCAAGCACGAGCUCCUCAGCCGGAUGGCCGCCCGGUCCAAGGUCCGCAUGGCGACCCUACGCUCGUCGGGCAGCGCCCCGGCGGUGACCGUGCCAGUAGCCCGGGGCGGCUUGGACGUGGGUUUUUCCGAGUACCUCGUCCACUUGGGCGUCGGCACGCCGCGCCCGCAGCGCGUGGCGCUGACGCUAGACACCGGCAGCGACCUCGUCUGGACGCAGUGCGCUUGCGCGGCCUGCUUCGACCAGCCGUUCCCGGUCCUCCGCGCCUCCGCCUCCAGCACCUUUCGCCGCGUCCCGUGCUCCGACCCUCUCUGCGGUCACGCCGUGUACCUCCCGGUCUCCGGGUGCGCCGCCAGAGACAGGUCCUGCUUAUACGCCUACGGCUACGGCGACAAUUCGGUCACCACUGGCAAGGUCGUCGAGGACACUUUCACAUUCAAUGCUCUCGGGGGCAAGAAGCACGCCGCCGUGGCCGUGCCCAACCUCCGGUUUGGCUGCGGCAUGCUCAACGUCGGCCUCUUCAAGUCGAACGAGUCCGGCAUCGCCGGCUUCGGGCGCGGCCCGUUGUCGCUGCCGUCGCAGCUCAAGGUCGGCAGGUUCUCCUACUGCUUCACGGCCAUCAUAGAGUCGAGGACCAGCCCGGUGUUCCUGGGCGGCAGGCCGGACAACCUUGAAGCUCAUGCCACGGGGCCCAUUCAGUCCACCCCGUUCGCCCCAGGCCCUGCGGGUGCGCCUGUGGGUAGCUCGCCAUUCUACUACCUUUCCCUCAGAGGAGUCACCGUCGGCAAGACGCGGCUGCCGUUCAACGCCGUGUUCCAGAGCCUCCGUGAAGCGUUCGUGGCGCAAGUACAGCUACCUGUCGCCAACGGCUACACCGACGCCGACGGCAGGCUGUGCUUCUCCCUCCCGGCGAUGAAGAAGGCGCCCGCCGUGCCGAAGCUGAUCCUCCACCUGGAGGGUGCAGACUGGGACCUUCCACGGGACAACUACGUGCUGGAUAACGACGACGACGGCACCGGCGCGGGCAGGGAGCUGUGCGUGGUGAUAUCUUCGGCGGGCAAGAGCGACCAGACAACCAUCGGCAACUUCCAGCAGCAGAACACACACAUCGUCUACGACCUGGAGAGCGACAAGAUGGUCUUUGCGCCUGCGCGCUGCGACAAGCUCUGAGUUAUACUAUAAGUGUGUGACCAGACCAUAUCGAGCGUGCGCCUGCAUGUAAUUGUAUG
Molecule: messenger RNA, 1361 nt
Organism: Triticum dicoccoides
Lineage: Eukaryota; Viridiplantae; Streptophyta; Magnoliopsida; Poales; Poaceae
Product: aspartic proteinase nepenthesin-1-like
Exons: 2
Coding region: 1-1302 (433 amino acids)
Cellular component (GO): extracellular region
Source: RefSeq, a predicted model, not a curated record